CCUCCUUCCAUUCAUCUCUCCUUUCUGUCUCUACCACUCAUACUCUUCUUCCUUUCUCCUGCUCCAUUACUUCUGUUGGUGAACGUUGUUUUUCCCUUAGGGUUUCGUCGACAUGUCAGGAAGAGGCAAGGGAGCCGGUGCCGCCGCAAGGAAGAAAUCUGUUACUAAGUCUGCCAAGGCUGGUCUGCAGUUUCCUGUCGGUAGGCUCGGGCGAUACUUGAAGAAGGGCCGUUAUGCGCAGCGCGUAGGCUCCGGAGCUCCUGUGUACUUGGCUGCUGUUUUGGAGUACCUAGCCGCAGAGGUCCUGGAGUUGGCCGGGAAUGCUAGCAGGGAUAAUAAGAAAAGUCGAAUUAUACCCCGUCAUAUUCAGCUCGCCAUUAGAAAUGAUGAGGAGCUAGGAAAGCUUCUCUCAGGAGUGACUAUUGCCUAUGGAGGCGUGCUUCCUAACAUUCACAGUGUCCUUCUUCCCAAGAAGACGGCCGGAGGAACGGGUACAGAGAAGCCUGCCAAACCCGAGAAGGAGAAGAAAGUGAAGGGUGAAAAGGCCUCUAAAGAGUGAGCGAUUCGUGCCUUGCGUGAUUGGAUGCACAACUAUAAUGGUGUUUCAUAACACCGCCCGUUCGUAUUGUCUUAUCAUCUCUCUACUCUCUUGGAGUAUAUCUUAAAUCGUGGUGAUUAAGCACUGAUGAUCGUUUCUGUAAGUAUUGACUAGGAAGUGUCUUUGGUGUUCUUGAUUCGGUCUGUCUGGACAUGGCUCGGGAAUUAUUAGUGGAUAGACCUGAAUUGCAGGACAAAAUGUCGUUCCAGCCCUAACACCGCAGGUAAGGGACUCGAUAUCGUCUACGGCUGUUUUAAUUAUUUUAAGUGUCGGGUGGAUUAACCGAA
This is a messenger RNA of Physcomitrium patens, 885 nucleotides long. Its product is annotated as histone H2A-III. NCBI's taxonomy places the organism in Eukaryota, Viridiplantae, Streptophyta, Bryopsida, Funariales, Funariaceae. Gene Ontology annotation, molecular function: protein heterodimerization activity; structural constituent of chromatin; DNA binding. The record is from RefSeq and is a predicted model, not a curated record. Gene Ontology annotation, cellular component: nucleosome.